AUGCCACAGGGAAGAAAGAAAGUUCCAUUUAGUGGGAAAGCAAAAAAACAACAAAUGAAACUUAAAAAAAAAAGUCGUAAUGAAGUAUCUGAUGACAGUGAUCCAGAACAUUCGACAGUAUUAAAGAUUAAUAAGCAGCCUACAAAUAGCAAUGAUAAAAAUAGAUUUAAUCUUCAAUUUUUUAAAGAAUCCACGGAAGAAUUAAAACAACGCAAAAUUGAAGCUUGUAAGACUAUUGAAUUUUUACCACUAAGCGACCAAGAAAUCUCAGAUGAUUAUUUUCCACCUCAUUUGGAUAUGCCUAAACGGCCAGAAUGGGAUUACAAUAUGAGUAAAGAACAAUUAGAUAUGAGAGAGCAUGAAUAUUUUACGCAAUAUAUAGAGCAGAUAAAAACAUUGGGUAAAAUUAGUUAUUUUGAGCUCAACUUAGAAACGUGGCGGCAACUAUGGAGGGUUUUAGAAAUGUCUGAUAUAUUAUUAAUACUUGUUGAUGUUCGCUAUUCUGUGUUAAUGUUUCCACCAUAUCUUUAUAAUUACAUAACAAAUGAUUUAAAAAAAGAAGUAAUUUUAGUAAUUAACAAAGUAGACUUAGCCCCGCCUGCGUUGGUCUUAGCUUGGCGUGAAUAUUUUUCUGAACAUUAUCCCCAACUACGAAUAGUUCAUUUUACAUCUUAUCCAGUUGAAAAUUUACAAGAAACUCUUAAUAGACAAACUACUUUGAAUCGACACAAACGUAAAGGAAAAUUGAGAAUGGUUUCAGAAGGAGCUCAAGCAUUAUUAAAAGAGUGCCAAGAAAUAGUACUUGAUAAAGUUGAUUUGAGUUCUUGGCAAGAAAAAAUAAACAAAGAAAUUAAUUUAGAUGAUGAUUGUGAUACUAAUCGAAAAGAUAAUAUCAUAAUAGAAAAAAAUGAUACGAGUUUUGUUAAACAUGAUAAAUAUGCCAAUGGGACACUGACAAUUGGAUGUAUUGGUCACCCUAACGUUGGAAAAUCCGCAUUUAUGAAUGCUGUUAUCGGUAAUAAAGUUGUAAGUGUGUCACGGACCCCGGGUCAUACCAAACACUUUCAAACUAUAUUUCUCACUGAGAAUGUGCGAUUUUGUGAUUGUCCGGGACUUGUAUUCCCAUCAACUGUGCCUAAACAACUUCAAAUUUUGAUGGGUUCUUUUCCCAUUUCUCAAGUUCGAGAACCUUACACUGUCGUCAAGUAUCUUGCUCAGCGAAUAGAUCUUCCUAAAAUUCUUAAAAUUCAACAUCAACAAAAUGAUGAUGCUUGGUCAGCUAUGGAUAUAUGUGAUAGUUGGGCAGCUAAACGACAUUAUAUGACUGCUAGAACUGGAAAAUUUGAUACAUAUCGAGCAGCUAAUUCUCUUCUGAGAAUGGCUUUGGAAGGAAAAAUUUGUAUUUUUGUGUAUCCUCCGGGAUGGACACUUGAUAGAGAAAAAUGGGAAAAUCAUUCCGACAUUGAAAAAAUUAAAGGGGUUCAAGGAAAUAAACAUGGAAUGAAAACUGAUCAAGAGAGUGAUUUUUCUUCAUCCGAAAAUUCCGAAAACGAUGAAAAAUCCCAAAGUAAACACCACUAUGAAGAUGAUACCGAUGAAGAUACUAAUGAAGAAUCCGCAAAGUUAUCUGUUGUUAAGAAUAAAUUCGAUGUAUUAGCUUCUUAUUCAUAAUUUUUUAUGCAUAGUAAAGUCCUUUUAAUCUAGCUUAUCAUUGUUA
Molecule: messenger RNA, 1717 nt
Organism: Cotesia congregata
Lineage: Eukaryota; Metazoa; Arthropoda; Insecta; Hymenoptera; Braconidae
Source: the annotation of a GenBank genome assembly